AUGGCAGUUCACUUCCUGGAGACAGAACGCAAAGCACUCGAGACACUGCACGAGUAUACACAAGUACCUGUGCCUCAAAUCAUCAAGUAUGAUAGCCAUGGUGGACCGCUUGGUGCACCAUUUCUUAUGAUGAGCCACAUGCCUGGUCGCAAGCUCUCGGAAAUCGCGCCAUACAUCUCGACCAGCGAGAGAAACUCCAUCGAUCACACACUAGGCACACAUGUCCGCGCUCUGACUGCACUAUCUGCCACCCAAUUUGGUAUGACACACCGUGUCUUCGUCAAAAAGGGCAGCAACUCCUGGCGCGAGGCUUUCUUUGCUCUCCUCGAAGCCGCACUACGCGAUGCUGAGGAUAUGCUUGUUAACGCACACUCCGAAAGUAUACGUUUCUGGGUUGGCAAACACGCGCACUGCCUGGAAGAAGUUACCGAACCGCGCCUUGUAGCGCUCAAUCUCUGCGACCCGGAGAACGUGCUCAUCGACGAACGUACCAAGCAGGUCAUAGGUCUUGUCGGAUUUUCGAACGUCAUCUGGGGCGACCCUCUCAUGAGCGGCGGUAUCGCGGAUGGCAAUGAAGCGUUCUUCGCCGGCUUGGGAGAUUACCCUGUGAAGACUGGGGGCGCGAGGGUCAGGAUGCUGAUGUAA
This is a messenger RNA of Alternaria infectoria, 645 nucleotides long. RefSeq lists its product as uncharacterized. The transcript has 2 exons. The coding region runs from base 1 to 645 and encodes 214 amino acids. The record is from RefSeq and is a predicted model, not a curated record. Lineage: Eukaryota; Fungi; Ascomycota; Dothideomycetes; Pleosporales; Pleosporaceae.